GGGAGAGGGACCUCCACCCCCAGUUCACCCUGCCGCUUGACGACUUCACCGCCCGGCGGGGAGCCACGCGGCUGCUGCCUGGCAGCGCGCGGAUCGGGUGCGCCCGCGGCGCUGGCGGCGAGGGGUCGCCCGGUGCCGGGCUGCAGCCGCUGGACGACGCGGCGGCCGCCGGCGGGCUGGGCAUUCGCAUUCCGAGCCCCGACUGCGCUGAGGACCAGCAGCGGUUUGCCGAGGGCUGCGUCGCCGUGGAGGGCGCCGCGGGCGACGCCAUCGUGUACGUCGGCCACACCUGGCACACCAUCUCCGUGAACCGGGGCACCAGCCCGCGCGUGGCCCUGCUCUUGCAGGC
Molecule: messenger RNA, 349 nt
Organism: Prorocentrum cordatum
Lineage: Eukaryota; Dinophyceae; Prorocentrales; Prorocentraceae
Source: the annotation of a GenBank genome assembly